AUGACCGGCGUCCUUUGCAGGUUUCGGCAGAAGCCGAUCGCUUUCAUGUGUGACAUAGAGGCCAUGUUUCACCAAGUGAAAGUGGACGAAGAAUACCGGGAUUUGUUACGUUUUCUCUGGUGGGAGAAUGGCGACCUCACGAAAUCACCGAGGGAAUACAGAAUGACUGUACAUUUGUUUGGAGCCACCUCGUCACCAGGCUGCGCAAAUUUUGCAAUGAAGUCUACGGCGAACGACUUUGAGAAUGAAUUUGGAGCAAGCGCCGCAGAUUUCCUUCGCAACGACUUUUACGUUGACGACGGCUUGAAGUCUGUUCCAUUGGUCGACGACGCAGUAAAGCUGAUUGUAAAUGUGAAGAAGAUGUGUAGCAGAGGAGGGUUCCGACUUCAUAAGUUUGUAUCAAAUGGCAAAGAAGUCAUCCGAAGAAUCCCAGAGCAAGAUAGAGCAGAGGGCGUGAAGGAGCUCGAUUUGGACCUUGAUUCGCUUCCUUUAGAGCGUGCCCUUGGAGUCCACUGGUGUGUCGAGUCUGACUGCUUCCAGUUUACCAUUGUACUACCAGACAAGCCAUGCACCAGACGAGGAAUACUUUCUACUGUGAGCUCAAUUUUCGAUCCACUUGGAUUCGUCGCCCCGCUCUUGUUAGAUGGAAAGCCAAUUCUUCAAGAGUUAUGUCGCCAUGAAAUAGGCUGGGAUGAUCCCGUUCCAGACAACGUCAAAGCCAAGUGGGAAAAGUGGAGAGCAGACUUGUUAAAAAUUCAACGCAUCUCAAUUCCGAGAUGUUACAAGCCCAACAGCUUUGGUCGUGUAGUGAACGCACAACUCCAUCAUUUCUCGGACGCCAGCGUUAAAGGUUACGGCCAGUGCAGUUACUUGGGACUUGUUGAUGAAACCCAGACAGUUCAUUGUUCCUUCGUCAUGGGCAAGUCCAGAGUAGCACCAUUGAAGCCUGUCACCAUACCACGCCUGGAGCUCACCGCCGCUGUAUGCUCAGUAAGGAUCAGCCAGCAAUUGCGACAGGAGCUGGAGCUUACCAUCGACCAAGAAUACUUCUGGACAGAUAGUAGAGUGGUUCUUGGAUACAUAGCAAAUGAGAGUAGGCGUUUUCACGCGUUCGUUGCCAAUAGAGUUCAAAAGAUUCAGGAGAACACAUGCAUUGAUCAAUGGAAGUAUAUCGAAUCCAAACAGAAUCCUGCCGACGAAGCGUCCCGUGGUCUAAAAACACAAGAGCUGUUAAAUUCCCGUUGGCUCAGCGCACCAGCAUUUCUUUGGAAGAAUGAAGCUCAGCGGCAAACCAUUAGUGAAGAAGAUCACCAACUCCAAGAAAGCGACCCCGAGGUCAAAAGGACUGUAGCCAUGGCAACCACAACAUCCGCGCAAGGGAUCCUAAUAGCUUCAGAGAAGCCGAGCCUUGUAGAAAGAGUCGAGUAUUUCUCUGACUGGUAUCGUGCAAGGCGAGCAGUUGCCCUGUGCCAACGCUACGUCCGAAUUCUAAGAGAUCUCGUGCUCAAGAAUCACAAGAAACAGUGCAUACACGAGAAAAAACAAGUACUAGACGUCAGUAAUUUGAAGAACGCAGAGUAUGCCAUUAUUCGAGAUGUUCAGAUUAAAGCCUUUAAAGAAGAAAUAGUGGUUUUACAGAAGAUGAAGCAGGAAAACACCACCCUGAGAACACCACCACAGAGAAAGUUAACCAUGAAAAUGAGCAGCUCGCUCUACAAACUUGACCCAUUUUUAGAUGUCGACGGAAUUCUACGUGUCGGUGGACGAGCUUGA
Stylophora pistillata is the source of this 1773-nucleotide messenger RNA. RefSeq lists its product as uncharacterized. The record is from RefSeq and is a predicted model, not a curated record. NCBI's taxonomy places the organism in Eukaryota, Metazoa, Cnidaria, Anthozoa, Scleractinia, Pocilloporidae.